AUGGUGAAUCCAUCAGACUACCUAUUCCAAGCCGUGUUGGCCUACAAGUCUCUUACUGAGACUUGCAACCCGGACUACCUCAGCCAUGACUUGAACAUAAAGGAUGGAAAAGUCCUCCAAAUCAACGCCACACGGGUUACGGAUGCCGCCGUGUCCGGGGCUGAGGGCCCCAUUGACUACUGCAAUAUCAUCGUCACCUACACGCACCCCAAAUACAACGACACGAUUCACACUCAAGUGGUGCUGCCGUCCGCGAGCCACUGGAAUGGUCUAUUUCAGGGAGUUGGCGGUGGUGGAUGGGCAGGAAAUAGCGGCAUUGGCUCUCUCAUGAAGCCGCUUGGCCAAAACUACUCUGCUGGGAUGACAGAUGCGGGCCAUGAUCCCCGUCUUCCAGACUCCAGUUCCUGGUGGCUGGACUCUCACGGGCAAAUCAACAUUGGCCUUUUCACCGACUUCGCUUCCGUUGCGCUGGGUGACCUCGCCGACAUUGGCAAGCAGCUCUCCAACAGAUACUACGGCUAUGGACCUGUCUACUCCUACUGGAAUGGCUGUUCCACGGGCGGCCGCCAGGGCUGGAUGAUGGCCCAGCGGUAUCCAGAAGCGUAUGAUGGCAUUUACGCUGGAGCGCCCGCCGCACAAUGAGACCGGUUUAUAGUCGCCGAGU
Molecule: messenger RNA, 664 nt
Organism: Trichoderma atroviride IMI 206040
Lineage: Eukaryota; Fungi; Ascomycota; Sordariomycetes; Hypocreales; Hypocreaceae
Source: RefSeq, a predicted model, not a curated record